Microthlaspi erraticum is the source of this 2283-nucleotide messenger RNA. NCBI's taxonomy places the organism in Eukaryota, Viridiplantae, Streptophyta, Magnoliopsida, Brassicales, Brassicaceae. The record is from the annotation of a GenBank genome assembly.
AUGGAUAGAAACCCUAUCCAUCCACCACUUCCUGCAAGGAAUGACUAUGAGAUCAAGCCUCAGAUCAUAGCAUUGGUUAGACAGAACCAAUUCAAUGGACUUCCAGCUGAGCACCCUCUUGAUCACAUAGAAAACUUUGAAGAAAUUUGCAGCACUACAAGAUCCAAUGGAGUCUCUGCUGACUACCUUAAGUGCAAGCUCUUUUCAUUCUCUCUUGGCGACAAAGCUUCAAGAUGGUUGAAGUCUCUGCCAGCUCACUCCAUUACCACUUGGGAUGAGUACAAGGCGCUUUCAUCAACCACUUCUACACCAAGCAAGAUCAAUUUCUGUGAGGAACAAGAUCUCCACUUUCGCCAAGCCAACAAUGAAUCUUUCUAUGAGGCGCUAGAUCGAUUCAAGGAGUACAUUAGGGACUGCCCUAAUCAUGGUUUCAAUGAGGGAAACCUAUGGAACAUCUUCUAUCGUGGCAUAGACCACAAGUACAAGCUUUCAUUGGACACAGCAAGCAAUGGAAACUUCAUGACCAAGACUGUUGAUGAAGCUAAGGUUCUUAUUGAGAAUCUUGCAGCUAGUGAUUGUAACAACUGUCCUGAUUAUGACCGCUCAAGCCGCACCACUACUAGCUCCCCUGAUUCUUUUCAAAUGACUGAACUCAAGAACAUGAUGGCUCAAGUUCUUAAGGGACAGCUCAAGCAUAUCAAUGCAAUAGAAGGGAUGAGUGAUGCUAAUGAAGAUUCAUCAAGAGAAUGCAUGGGAGAUUUCUCUAAUGAAGCCAAUGAAGAAGAUGUGAACUACAUUGGAAACUAUGGGAACAAGGGAUACAAUCCAAGCUAUCGCCCAAACCCCAACAUGUCUUAUAGAAACCCCAAUGUGGAGAAUCCUCAAGACCAAGUGUAUCCUCCAAGGUAUCCACAACAACAAAGACCUCCUUACCAAUCUCAAGGAAGUCAAUUUCAGCCAAGGCAAGGAUAUGAGCAGAGAUCAUCAUAUCCGCCCAAGGAGCCAUAUGCUUCUUCACCAAAUCAAGCUCCUCCAAACCAACAAGGUGGGAGAUUUGAAGGAAUCCUCCAACAGAUCAUGGAUGGCCAGAAGAGAAACACUAAAGAGAUGUAUGAGAAGAUGGACACUUUGUUCAGCAAUCUCAACACCAAGUAUGAUGCUGUUGCCACUCAUGUGAAGAAACUAGAGACUCAAGUCACUCAAACUAUGGAAGCUGUUAAGAGACAGGAAGCUGAAUCCAAGAAGUCCUUUUGCAACUCAGCCGCCAUAGAAGAAAGAUUUGAAGACCAAGUUCCAGAAUGGAUGCUUUCAAAACCUACUGUUGAUUGCAUGAUUUGGCCUGAAGAGAAUUACCCAGAGAGAGAGUCCAAUCGAGCUAGAAAGAGAAGACUCUUCCCAAAGAUUAUCCCCAAGACAGAUAACUCAGGAAAGUUUGCUGUGCCUUGUAUCAUCAAAGGUAACAUUCUUGAGCAAUCUUUGUGUGACACAGGAGCCAAUGUGAACAUCAUGUCUAAGAGGAUAGCUGACAAGAUAGGCCUCACCAAGAUACAGCCAUCAUCCAUCUCCAUCAACUAUGCUGAUUCAUUCUCACAAACCCCCUAUGGCUUUGUGCCUAAUGUGAUGGUGCAGAUUGGAAAUUGCUCUAUCCCUACUGAUUUCCAGAUUGUGGAAAUGAGAGAGAGUAGCCAUAGACCUCUCAUAUUUGGAACCCCUUUCCUGUCUACUGUGGGUGCCAUAUUUGAUUUCCCCAAUCAAAGAAUCUCUUUCAACAAGGUGAACAAGGGUAUGUUCUUCCCUAUGUGUUCAACAAAGAACUCUUUUGUUGACAUGGUCCAAGAGGAGAAAGUUACUUUGAAGCCACCCCAAGAAGGAGAAACUGAAGAAACAAUCAAGGAAGAUCCCAUUCCUAAGCCCAAGCAGCUUGCCAAACAAGCAAGGAGUAAGACUAAGGCCCCUACACCAAAACCGCCCAAGGGAUCAACCAAGAUUGAAGAUGAGGCCAAGCCAAGAAAGAAGGUUAGAAAGCCUAGGUCUGGCCGCAACAUGAAGCUUCUAUUCCCAAAGGAGCUUAUUGAUGAGAAUCUAGAAGGAUUCAAGGAGAAAGUGACAAGAACUCUAAAGCUUUUUCCUAAGGCAUUUGUGCCAAGGGACAUUCAUGGAGAGAUUGUCUAUCCAGCUGUGAAUCACCCACCAGAUACUCAUUGCAAGGAGAAAAGACUUGGAGGAUCAAAGAUGCCUCUUGUCUCAUCUUCUCCUGAGUGCCAAGCCUUACAGUCAAGCUAA